Messenger RNA from Trifolium pratense (red clover), 1407 nucleotides. RefSeq lists its product as uncharacterized. Lineage: Eukaryota; Viridiplantae; Streptophyta; Magnoliopsida; Fabales; Fabaceae. The transcript has a single exon. The coding region runs from base 39 to 1340 and encodes 433 amino acids. The record is from RefSeq and is a predicted model, not a curated record.
CUUAACCUCUUAUAUUCAAUAUCAAACUUCUCUUCACCAUGGAUCCUUCCAAUCCUUCCCACGUAGCAAAAAUGUUCAUGGAAUUUAUGAAUGAUGAUACUGAUGAACAAAUUGUGAGGCUUUUGUAUGAAUAUCAAGCGCAAGAAGAAGCUGCAAGUUCCAGUAGGCCUAGGCGUCCAAGAAGAAAUAUAGAGAGGAAUCGUGAAGAGGGACAUAAUCGAUUAUUCAAUGAUUAUUUUUCAGAAGCUCCGGUGUACAAAGAUGAGCAGUUUCGUCGAAGGUACCAAAUGCAUAAACAUGUGUUCCUUCGUAUUGUUGAAGCUCUUGGUCAACAUGAUGAGUAUUUUCGGGCGACAGUUGACGCAACUGGUAGAUCAAGCCUUUCACCGCUACAAAAAUGCACUGUUGUUAUACGUAUGUUGGCAUAUGGAACAUCUGCUGAUAGCGUGGAUGAUUAUUUAAGAAUUGGUGAAACCACAACACUACAAUGCGUUGAUAAGUUUACAAGGGGUGUAAUCAACGUUUUUGGGGCACAAUAUUUACGAAGUCCAACAAAUGAAGACGUCGAACGCCUACUGCGGAUGGGGGAGGCACGUGGCUUUCCUGGUAUGUUAGAGAGCAUCGAUUGUAUGCAUUGGGAAUGGAAAAAUUGUCUGGUUGCAUUGAAAGGGCAAUAUGUUCGAGGUGAUCACGGUAAACCCACAGUUAUGCUGGAAGCAGUAGCUUCACAAGACUUAUGGAUUUGGCAUGCAUUCUUUGGAGUAGCGGGUUCAAACAACGAUAUCAAUGUGCUUAACCAAUCCAAUGUCUUCAACGAUGUUCUACAUGGGCGAGCUCCUGCGGUCCAUUAUAAGGUCAAUCGUACUGAGUACAACAUGUGUUAUUAUCUAUCGGAUGACAUUUAUCCUGAAUGGGCCACAUUUGUGAAAAGUAUCCCAAUGCCACAAGGUGAUAAGAGAAAAUUGUUUGCCCAACACCAAGAAGGCGCAAGAAAAGAUAUUGAACGAGCAUUUGGAGUUCUCCAGUCCCGAUUUGCGAUCAUACGUAACCCGGCUCGAUCUUGGCACUUGGAUGCACUUAAGCGUAUAAUGGAUACAUGCAUCAUACUACACAACAUGAUUGUUGAAGAUGAACGCGCCACAUACGGUGGCAAUUUUGAUUAUUCUUAUGAUAAACUACAAGGCAAUGACUCGAGUGCACCACCGAAUAAUUCUAAUAUUGAUUUUCAAGAGUUCAUGCGUAGAAGAUUUGAUGUUCGUGAUAAGCAAAUUCAUCGACAACUUCAACAAGACUUGAUAGAACAUAUAUGGGAACGUUUUGGGCACGACAACAACAAUUGAAAAACAUUUUAAAUCUAUCUUUUUUCAUGUAUUUUAUUUUUAUGUUUAUGAAUUUCUUUUAAUGUAU